AUGGAUGUGAACCUCACAGAUGUUGCUCUCAACGCAGCAAAUAUCGUCAUCGGCCUCAAUUUCGCCACGAAUUGCACGAUUGCCAUGGACUGGUAUGAUGUCAACAACCCUUCGCAAUACUGGAGAGUGUUGAAUUCAACAGCCCUGAACACUAGUCGCCCCACCCAUCGCGAUAACACUUAUGCCUAUAAGCCAUACGGCAACAGCACUUUAAAUCUCGAUUUCCUUCAGGCUGCACUUCCUACACAAUACACGGACAAUUCAGCUGUCCUCAACAUUUUGCAAGCGGAAAUGUCAACGCUGUGGAUAAAUGGAGCCAAUCUUUCUAUGGCAGUCAACCCGAACGGCUUGAGUUCGUACAACUGGACCUUUGUAAACAUCACCUGGUACCAGCGUGCGUUGUGGGAAAUAUAUUCAGCCUGCGUCGGGCCGGAAAUGUUCACAAUCAAACUGUCAGAUUUCAACCUUACUAGCAAUUGUAGCGCCACGGUCCCUUUCUUACUUACUUUGAAUGAUACGGCUAUCAAUCAGUUGGAUAGUUCCCUCUUGGAUUAUCACUGUCCACAAUAUUCCAAAGAAGAGGUCCAAUUCUGGAAAACCUUUUUGGUUCCAUUAAAUCCCAUGCUCGACCUAGGCAAGCUCGGGCCUGGGAUGAUACCAGCAACCUACUCCGGCUUCAUUGAUGGAGCAGUUGUUCGGUGGUACCAAAAUAUCUUUGUUCAUUCCGAUGUAUCGAACGUUACUGAGUUUGCACGCUCCGUAUUCGACGCUUGUCGACCGCAAGUGUGUCGCGCAGCGGGUUUCAGUGGGAUUCCUGACCUUGAUGGCAUCGGGGUCUUUGCCAUAUAUCUGUUCGAGACCGCACUGGUAUCUAUCCUUUGGCUGUCCUUCGAAUUUUCCUGCUUGCGUGGUUGGGGAAAGAUUCCUGGAAGGAUUUUGAGUUCAUUUCAACAUGCCUCAGGGAACCUCCUAGAUGGUGCCAUGUACUAUUUGCUCAGCCUUCCUUUGGCCAAUCUGUUAUUACGGUUCGGCACGGACUGGAGUCAGUACAGCGCGUAUGCUUCCGAAAUAAUCGUUGUCACGUCAUUCUUCAACUUCCUCGAAUUGCUUUUGAUAACGAAGCAUGAAGUCGUCCGAAAAAAAAGUCUGCCUAUUACUCUCUGCUCUUUUUGCAGCUUCAUGCUCUUGUUCAUACCCGAACUCAUCACUUUUGCGACAACUGGUCAAACCGGAAUGAAGGACCAAGUAUGCCUCCAAAAUCAGCUCAAUGCUCUCUCAAACGGGCCCACGGCAGAAACCUAUCAGCGGAUGUCUUCGGCAACCUACGCGAUGAUGCUUUUUGUCUUUUUUUGUAUUCUAUAUUCUGUCUACACGCCAAGCUUCGAGGUUCAGCUCUUAACCAAGCGACGGAAGAUUUACGUCACCGUCGUGUCAUUAAUUCCCAUCGCGAUGGCAUGGUUUCAUGUCGCGCUGCUCCGAAAUUUGCGCGAAGCCAUGUUUAUAAUGGCAGGGAGUGACUGGUCAAGUUCAACAUGGGGUUUUGGGCAAGUUGUUGCACUUCUCACAUGGCUUCCAGCAGUGACCGCAUUCUUUACACGCCUCUGUCAGGGAGAGAAAGAAAAACCUCACUCAUGCGACAAUUCCACAAUGUCGGACGUUUCCUUGGACUUUCCAGAGCCGCCAUCGAAAGAGGUCAACUCCUCGAUUCACCUAGAUGAUGAAGAGGCUCAAAAGUCUCCAGAGUUUACGAAUGAACGGUCAGUGUAUUGGAACAAGAACCCAUCAAGUGAGGUUGCUAGCAACCUUCAACAUAGUUCUUGCGGAUAA
This is a messenger RNA of Hyaloscypha bicolor E, 1827 nucleotides long. RefSeq lists its product as uncharacterized. Bases 1 to 1827 code for a protein of 608 amino acids. The record is from RefSeq and is a predicted model, not a curated record. NCBI's taxonomy places the organism in Eukaryota, Fungi, Ascomycota, Leotiomycetes, Helotiales, Hyaloscyphaceae. The transcript has 3 exons.